Durusdinium trenchii is the source of this 372-nucleotide messenger RNA. The record is from the annotation of a GenBank genome assembly. Lineage: Eukaryota; Dinophyceae; Suessiales; Symbiodiniaceae.
AUGUCAACACUGGUCAGAAACAUGGUGGACGACAGUGGAACUGAUGAAGAGAUCCCGUUGCCUAACGUCAAGACAGCCAUCCUCAGCAAGGUCAUCGACUACUGCAAGUACCACAAGGACAGUCCCCCAGAGGAAAUUCAGAAGCCUUUGAAGAGCACCAAUUUAGUCGAGUGUGGCGUAUCCGAAUGGGACAACGAGUACGUGAACAUUGAGCAGGAGGUCCUCUUUGAACUGAUUCUUGCAGCCAACUAUUUGGACAUCAAGAGCCUGCUGGACUUGACCUGUGCUAAGGUAGCUUCCAUGAUCAAAGGCAAGAACACAGAGGAGAUUCGGAAGCAGUUCAACAUUGUGAACGAUUUCACGCCAGAAGAG